Messenger RNA from Carica papaya (papaya), 1373 nucleotides. Its product is annotated as palmitoyl-acyl carrier protein thioesterase, chloroplastic-like. The record is from RefSeq and is a predicted model, not a curated record. NCBI's taxonomy places the organism in Eukaryota, Viridiplantae, Streptophyta, Magnoliopsida, Brassicales, Caricaceae. Gene Ontology annotation, biological process: fatty acid biosynthetic process. Gene Ontology annotation, molecular function: fatty acyl-[ACP] hydrolase activity; acyl carrier activity.
UAACCUCGGCUUGAAGAUAUAUAGCCCUAGUAGUUCGCUGAGGAGUUGAAGAAAAAAGUUUAUUUCUGGGUUCCUUUUACUAUCUAAUUCCCAACAAAAACGAAUGAACAACGACUGCCAUUAAUGGCAGCUGCAAGUGAUGUGAGAGCAAUAUCAUGUAUUGGGGAAUGGAAGAAGAGGAAUUUGAUAGUCAGACCCAAAAAAACAAGUGUUUUAAUGAUGGGUCCUGGAGGGAGAAUUAACAAUCCUGGAACUGGGAGUUUAGACAUGAUCAACGGGAAAAAAGUGAACGGUGUUUACGUUCCCAAUUCCGUAAAGCAUAAGGAGGAUAGAGAUGUGAAAGAAAGAAGUAUGAUUGGUAGCUUUGUGGAGGACAUGUUUGUGUACAGGCAAACCUUUGUUAUUCGAUCGUAUGAGAUUGGACCAGACAAGACUGCCACCAUGGAAACACUCAUGAAUCUCCUACAGGAGACGGCGUUGAAUCAUGUAAUGAGCUCUGGGCUUGCCGGAGAUGGGUUUGGCGCCACUCGUGAGAUGAACCUAAGAAAACUCAUAUGGGUUGUUACUCGUAUCCAUAUUCAAGUAGAGAGAUACAGUUGCUGGGGAGAUGUUGUUGAGAUAGAUACAUGGGUGGAUGCAGCAGGGAAGAACGGAAUGUGUAGAGAUUGGAUUAUCCGGGACUGUCAGACUCAGGAGAUCAUAACAAGAGCAACCAGCACAUGGGUGAUGAUGAACAGAGAAACAAGAAGAAUAUCAAAAAUCCCUCAACAAGUAAAGCAAGAAGUAGAGCCAUUCUACCUAACCAGAUAUGCAAUUGCCCCAGAAAAGAAUGACACUGAAAAGAUCGACAAACUUACUCAUCAAACUGCACAGAUCAUCCGCCCAGGUCUAGCUCCGAGAUGGAACGACAUGGAUGCUAACCAGCAUGUCAAUAAUGUAAAAUACAUUGGAUGGAUUUUGGAGAGUGUGCCAAUAAAAGUGUUGGAAGAUUAUAAGCUGAGAAGCAUGACACUUGAGUACAGACGGGAAUGUCGGCAGACAAAUUUGCUGGAGUCACUGACGAGUGCGAGAGAGAGUUUGGGCAACAACAAUCGGAAACCAGAGUUGGAAUACACACACCUCCUCCGCCUGCAAGCUGAUGGUGCAGAGAUUGUGAGAGGAAGAUCAGAAUGGAUAUCCAAACACAAAAACAAUUGACCGUUUUUACAUUUGUUUUCCUUUUUUUCUUCCAAAACCAUUCUUUUGUUUUUGUUUGAUGUAGUAAUGAUAAUAACGAAGAAGGGAUCCUUGAUCACGAAUCGUUUUUGGUGGUGUUGGGCUGAAACCCAGAUUGCUUGUAAUGAGUAUGGAUUGUGAUAGGCCAAAACCCUCCU